CUAAUGGGUUACAUACCGGCUACGAUCACCGGGCCCGUCGCUAGGGGUACCGAGGUCCUGCGCGAGUCGCUCGGGAGCCUGACCUGGGGCCCGGCAAUGGCCCUCGCCAGACCAGCAGUCGAGGCUGUUUUCUCCCAGAUCGAGAUCGGGACUCUGUUGCUGGUCGACGAGCCGGGCGGCCGGCGGAUCGUCUACGGCCAGAAGCUGCCGGAUAGGAGUAACGGGAUCAAGCUGGACGAGGAGCCGCUCCCGACCCGGCCCAGUGGUGUGCGGAAGGCGACGACGAUUCCGCGCGUCGAGCUCGUGGUCAAGCGCGAUGCGUUUUGGAUGCGUCUGUUCCUCUUCGCGGAUAUGGGACUCGCUGAGGCUUACAUGCUUGGCGACGUCGAGUGUGCCGACUUGACGUCCUUUUUCCAGGUCAGCUUACCCCCGGCGUCGCUAUUUAUCGUGAACAGAGAUCAGAUGGGCAACGGCACAACGCGCUUCUCGGCCAUAUCUGGAGCCAUCACUAGCCUCGCCAGGACAACCAACACCAUGUCCAACUCUCUGCUGAACAUCUCGGCGCAUUACGACAUCAGCAACGAUAUGUUUGCUGCGUUUCUCUCCCCUGACAUGACUUAUUCGUGCCCGAUAUGGAAAUCGGUCACGGACGGAUCCGACGAGCAGGAGGAGUCUCUCGAGGCAGCGCAGUUGACCAAACUGCGCAGGUUCAUCACUGGAGCACGCAUCAAGUCGACCGACCACGUGCUGGAGAUCGGAACCGGCUGGGGCUCCUUCGCCAUCGAGGCCGUCAAGACGACGGGAUGCCGCGUCACGAGUCUCACCCUCUCAAAGGAGCAAAAGGCGCUGGCUGAGGCUAGGAUAGCUGACGCGGGGCUUUCUGACCGGAUCGAGGUUCUGUUGAAGGACUACCGAGCGCUGGAAGCACCAGAAGGCCGGCCGUUCGACAAGAUAGUCUCGAUCGAGAUGCUCGAGGCGGUCGGGCAGGAAUUCCUUGGCACGUACUUUGCCUGUAUCGACAGGUUACUGAAGAAGGAUGGUGGUAUUGCCAUGUUUCAGUGCAUCACAAUGCCAGAAGGCCGGCAUGAGGCUUACUCCAAGAGCGAAGACUUUAUAAACCACUACAUCUUUCCAGGUGGCUACCUCCCCUCGAUUACACAGUUGUUGAACCACAUCAGCAAAGAAUCCAAGGGGACUCUGAUUGUCGAGGGUGUCGAAAAUAUCGGCGGGCACUACAGCAAAACCCUGCGUCUCUGGAAGGAAGCGUUCCUAGAAAACUUCGACUCGAAGAUCAAGCCUGCGCUCCAGACUGAGCAUGCAGACAUGACAGAUGAGGCGAUUGCUGUUUUCAAGAACAAGUGGGAGUACUAUUUUACUUAUUGCGAGGCUGGCUUCCUUACAAAGACGCUUGGGGAUGUGAUAAUAACGGUAGGGCGUGAGGGUGCCCUGGAACUGAUGGAGGGGAUCCCGCUCUGA
Messenger RNA from Pyricularia pennisetigena, 1476 nucleotides. RefSeq lists its product as uncharacterized. The record is from RefSeq and is a predicted model, not a curated record. Bases 4 to 1476 code for a protein of 490 amino acids. NCBI's taxonomy places the organism in Eukaryota, Fungi, Ascomycota, Sordariomycetes, Magnaporthales, Pyriculariaceae. The transcript has 4 exons.